Puma concolor (puma) is the source of this 270-nucleotide messenger RNA. Its product is annotated as cornifin-A. The record is from RefSeq and is a predicted model, not a curated record. NCBI's taxonomy places the organism in Eukaryota, Metazoa, Chordata, Mammalia, Carnivora, Felidae.
AUGAGUUCUCAUCAGCAGAAGCAGCCUUGCACCCCUCCCCCUCAGCCUCAGCAGCAGCAGGUGAAACAGCCCUGCCAGCCACCACCCCAGGAAUCAUGUGUCCCCAAAACCAAUGAGCCAUGCCACCCCAAGGCUCCAGAGCCCUGCCACCCCAAGGCUCCAGAGCCUUGCCAUCCCAAAGCACCAGAAUCCUGCCACCCCAAGGUUCCUGAGCCAUGUCCCUCAACAGUCACUCCAGCACCAGCUCAGCAGAAGACCAAGCAGAAGUAA